Molecule: messenger RNA, 966 nt
Organism: Aspergillus tanneri
Lineage: Eukaryota; Fungi; Ascomycota; Eurotiomycetes; Eurotiales; Aspergillaceae
Product: 3-hydroxyacyl-CoA dehydrogenase family protein
Exons: 4
Coding region: 1-966 (321 amino acids)
Biological process (GO): fatty acid metabolic process
Molecular function (GO): oxidoreductase activity, acting on the CH-OH group of donors, NAD or NADP as acceptor; NAD+ binding
Source: RefSeq, a predicted model, not a curated record
AUGGCAACGCGCUACUCACGCGUCGACCCUCUUCGCCGGCAAGGCCUGGCAAUUGCCUCUCGUGCAUUCACCACUUCCUCGGCAGCUCAGGCCGCCGAGGUUAACAAGUUGGGAGUCAUCGGAGCAGGCCAGAUGGGAUUAGGCAUUGCUCUUGUUGCUGCGCAGAAGGCUCAAGUUCCCGUGACUCUCAUCGAUAAUUCUCAGUCCUCUCUCGAUAAGGGUCUCAAAUUCGCCGACAAGCUACUGGAAAAGGAUAUCGCCAAGGAACGUCUGACUCGGGAUGCUGCCGACACCGUCCGCUCGCGCAUUACGACCAGCCUGAAGUUGGAUGACCUAUCGUCGGUGGACUUUGUGAUUGAAGCGGUCCCGGAGAUCCCCGAUCUCAAAACGUCCAUUUUCUCCAAAGUUGCCCAGAUUGCCCCCAAACAUGCCAUCCUUGCGACCAACACCUCGUCCAUUCCAAUCACCAAGAUUGCCGCAGCCACCACGACCGAUCCAAUGGACUUGCAGGCCGCUUCCCGAGUUGUCUCGACACAUUUCAUGAACCCUGUUCCAGUACAGAAGGGCGUCGAAGUUAUUGCUGGCUUACAAACAUCCCAGGAAACCAUUGACACAGCCAUUGCUUUCGUGGAACGCAUGAACAAGGUUGCUUCUGUCUCCGCGGAUUCGCCCGGGUUUCUCGCCAACCGCAUUCUGAUGCCAUACAUUAAUGAAGCAAUCAUUUGUCUUGAGACUGGAGUCGGACGCCGCGAGGAUAUUGAUAACAUCAUGAAAAACGGCACCAACGUUCCUAUGGGCCCUUUGACGUUGGCUGAUUUCAUUGGUCUUGACACCUGUUUGGCUAUCAUGAAUGUCUUGCACCAGGAGACCGGGGAUAGCAAGUAUAGGCCGUCUGGAUUAUUGAAGAGAAUGGUUGAUGCUGGCUGGAAGGGUAAAAAGUCCGGAAAAGGCUUUUACAACUAUUGA